AUGUCCCCUGAACACGAGUCCGAGUCAAUACACACAACAGAGCAAACACCCUUACUACCAGACACGCAACGGCAUGCCGAAGACGAGGAAGCCCGACGGGCGACAGACGUGCCAGGGGGCUCUGAAUCAUCAGAGGCUCCUCUGGCCAAGGAACACAGCACUGGCGAACUGACUGUGAUUCUCGGGAGUAUAUGGGUUGGGGUUUUCUUUGCAUCCUUGGACACGACGGUGGUGGCGACGCUCACUGCUUCAAUCUCCUCGUCGUUUCAGUCCUUCUCGCUCCUCUCCUGGCUGGCGACGUCGUAUCUGAUCUCGACGGCGGCGGUCCAGCCCCUGAGCGGCCGCUUGACGGACAUCUACUCGCGGCGGACGGGGCUGAUCUUCUCCCACGUCGUCUUCGCGCUGGGGAACCUCAUCUGCGGGCUGGCACAACACCAAUGGGUGAUGAUACUGGGCCGCGUGGUGUCUGGUAUCGGCGGCGGCGGCUUGCUGGUCAUCACGACGUUCAUCACGUCUGACCUGGUUCCGCUACGUCGACGAGGCGUGUGGCAGGGGAUCGGAAACAUCUGCUACGGGGCCGGCGGCGGGCUGGGCGGCGUGUUUGGCGGUUGGAUCAAUGACACACUCGGGUGGCGGGCAGCGUUCUUGAUCCAAAUCCCGUUCCUGGUCGUCUCGACCAUCCUGGUGGCGGUCACGGUCCAUAUCCCCGUCAAGGAGACCGAGAUGGCGCGGAUCAAGCGCGUGGACUUUCUGGGCGCUGUGGCACUGGUCGUCACCCUCGUCCUGCUCCUCCUCGGGCUCAAUGCAGGCGGCAACCAGGUCCCCUGGACGCAUCCGCUGGUGCUGGCCUCCCUGCCUCUGUCGGCCGUGUCACUCGCGGUCUUUGUCUACAUCGAGGCCAAUGUCGCGGCCGAACCGAUCAUCCCGGUGCGACUGCUCCUGAACCAGACCAUCCUGUCGGCCUGUCUGACCAACUGGUUCGUGACCAUGACCGUCUUCGGCCUGCUCUUCUACCUGCCACUUCUGUUCCAGAUCCAGGGCUAUUCCACCACGGCGGCGGGGGCGCGCCUGAUCCCCCAGGCCAUCGGCACGUCGAUCGGUUCGCUGGGGUUGGGCAUCCUCAUGCGCCGGACAGGACGGUACAAGGUGUUCGGCCAUGUAGCCAUGCUCCUCCUGACAGCCUCGACGGCUGCAAUCUGCUCGUUGGGUCUAAACACCCCGGCCUGGCUGCCGUUUGUCUACUUCCUGCUGAUGGGGACGGGCUACGGAGGCAUGCUGACGGUGACCUUGGUCGCGCUCAUCUCCGCCGUCGACCACCACCACCACGCGGUCAUCACCUCGGCCUCGUACGCCUUCCGCAGCGCCGGCAGCACGGUCGGCGUCACGGUCGCGUCCGCCGUAUUCCAGAACCUCCUCCGCGCGCAGCUGUGGUCUCGCUUCGGAGACCGCGACCGUGCGGGCGAGCUCAUCUCGCGCAUCCGCGACAGCCUCGACGAGAUCCAUCACCUCCCUGCAGACUGGAUACCGGGUGUUCUCGACGCAUAUAUGGCUGCGUUGCGCGCCGUAUUCUUGACCCUCAUGGGCACGGCAGUGCUGGGCAGCUUGGUCAGUUUUGCGAUGCGAGAGCACGUCCUCCACAAUAAUUUGUCGCGGCGUUAA
Penicilliopsis zonata CBS 506.65 is the source of this 1659-nucleotide messenger RNA. RefSeq lists its product as hypothetical. The transcript has 2 exons. The record is from RefSeq and is a predicted model, not a curated record. Gene Ontology annotation, molecular function: basic amino acid transmembrane transporter activity. Bases 1 to 1659 code for a protein of 552 amino acids. NCBI's taxonomy places the organism in Eukaryota, Fungi, Ascomycota, Eurotiomycetes, Eurotiales, Aspergillaceae. Gene Ontology annotation, cellular component: fungal-type vacuole membrane. Gene Ontology annotation, biological process: basic amino acid transport; transmembrane transport.